ACCAUCUGCAACCUCCAAACCCACAGCUGUGGGGUUUUGAACCUCAAACUUCCCUCCUGUUAGUGGGGGAUGGAAAGGAAGCUUCUGCUUGUUGGAGAGACCUGAAAGCUCAGCCCAGGAGCCAAGAUAAGGAUUCACAUUUGCCUUGGCAUCCCCUGGCAACCUGAUGGUGAUGCAUCCCAUUCCCAGCACCUCCCUGUGGGGAAACUGAGGCAUUUCAUAUGGAUGGGCAGUGCACACGAGUGCCAGUGGAGGGUGGGCUGAAGGCCUUGGGGGUGAGGGUGGUGCAUGUCCCCCUAGGCAAUGGCAGCAUUGAGCUGUGGAUGUCCAGCUCUGGAUCAUGGGGUGCAAGGACUCCCAUGGGGGCCGGGCCCACCGCAAACCCUUGCUCCCAUGGGAGCACAGCCAUGCUGAGGAGUGGGGCUCUGCGAGUGGAGCUGCCGCCUGGUUUGGCUCCCCCCAAAUGAAAGCUGUGGUGCAGAGCUACCCCUGUAUACACCCAUGAACCGUGGUCCCCAACAACGGCAGUGCAGGCUGGAGACAGGUGUCCCCUUAAUACCCUCCCAGAAAAGCCAAUUACCCGCAUGAUUAUGAUUAAUAAUUCUGUAAGCCCCAAUCGCGCUGACUCCGGCGCCCGCAGCUUACCCCAGGGGGCACUUUAUAAGAGGUGCCCGCAGGGGUGAGCGCUGCCGCUUCUCCCCGGGGUGCCAGCGAAGGCUGAGAGGUGGCGGGAGCCCCACUCGAGAGGUGAACCCCCCGCGCAGCACAGAACCCCUGAGGAAGAGCACGAGGCGCCCCCCGAGCCGCAACCAUGAACGGGACCGAAGGCCAAGACUUCUAUGUGCCUAUGUCCAACAAGACAGGGGUGGUGCGGAGCCCCUUCGAAUACCCCCAGUACUACCUGGCUGAGCCCUGGAAGUACUCGGCGCUGGCUGCCUACAUGUUCAUGCUCAUCCUGCUUGGCUUCCCUAUCAACUUCCUCACGCUGUACGUCACCAUCCAGCACAAGAAGCUCCGGACACCUCUAAACUACAUCCUUCUGAACCUGGCAGUCGCUGACCUCUUCAUGGUCUUUGGUGGCUUCACGACCACCAUGUACACUUCGAUGAAUGGGUACUUUGUCUUUGGAGUAACGGGGUGCUACAUCGAAGGCUUCUUUGCCACGCUGGGUGGUGAAAUCGCUCUCUGGUCGCUGGUUGUCCUGGCCAUCGAAAGAUACGUGGUGGUCUGCAAGCCCAUGAGCAACUUCCGCUUCGGGGAGAACCACGCCAUCAUGGGUGUUGCCUUCACCUGGAUCAUGGCACUGGCGUGCGCCGCUCCCCCGCUGUUCGGCUGGUCCAGGUACAUCCCCGAGGGCAUGCAGUGCUCGUGCGGGAUUGACUAUUACACCCUGAAGCCAGAGAUCAACAACGAAUCUUUCGUUAUCUACAUGUUUGUGGUUCACUUCAUGAUCCCACUGAUGGUCAUUUUCUUCUGCUACGGGAACCUGGUUUGCACCGUCAAGGAGGCUGCUGCCCAGCAGCAGGAGUCUGCCACCACCCAGAAGGCAGAGAAGGAAGUGACCCGCAUGGUCAUCAUCAUGGUCGUCGCCUUCCUGAUAUGCUGGGUCCCCUACGCCAGCGUCGCUUUCUACAUCUUCACCAACCAGGGGUCAGACUUUGGGCCCAUCUUCAUGACCAUCCCGGCUUUCUUUGCCAAGAGCUCCGCCAUCUACAACCCUGUGAUUUACAUCGUCAUGAACAAACAGUUCCGUAACUGCAUGAUCACAACCCUCUGCUGCGGCAAGAACCCGCUGGGCGACGAGGACACAUCUGCGGGCAAGACAGAGACCUCCUCCGUCUCCACCAGCCAGGUCUCCCCCGCGUAGGCUCCGCAGCGCGGCCGGUCCUCGGGGUGCGCGUCACCGCCUCGGGAGCACGAACCUGUCCCUGCCACCGCCCGUCCCCGCUGCACCGCUGCGGGCCCUGCGGGUGGGCUCCUCUCUCCUGCACUAGGAACCCUGGGCACAAGGCUGGAAAUGUGUACACACGUUUUGUAAUUAAAAUGCAAAGGCUUUAGCUCCGCUGCCGUAAAUCCGCCUUUCUGUUCACUCGCUGAGCGCUCGCGCCCUGCUCCGAGGGCAAACCCCGGCUCCGACGCCUGCGGUGCACGGCCCGAGCCGCACUCCCCUCCCCGCUCCCACCCUGACGGCCCGGCCGGUG
Molecule: messenger RNA, 2201 nt
Organism: Neopsephotus bourkii (Bourke's parrot)
Lineage: Eukaryota; Metazoa; Chordata; Aves; Psittaciformes; Psittacidae
Gene: RHO
Product: rhodopsin
Exons: 5
Coding region: 812-1867 (351 amino acids)
Biological process (GO): visual perception; phototransduction; G protein-coupled receptor signaling pathway
Cellular component (GO): photoreceptor outer segment; membrane
Molecular function (GO): G protein-coupled receptor activity
Source: RefSeq, a predicted model, not a curated record